Messenger RNA from Cyprinus carpio (common carp), 2025 nucleotides. RefSeq lists its product as uncharacterized. Bases 573 to 1055 code for a protein of 160 amino acids. NCBI's taxonomy places the organism in Eukaryota, Metazoa, Chordata, Actinopteri, Cypriniformes, Cyprinidae. The record is from RefSeq and is a predicted model, not a curated record. The transcript has 2 exons.
CGCUAAUACGUCUGAGAUUCGGCUGAAGAAAAGGUUUGUGUUUUAAGCAACUAAAAUGUUUCAUUCAAUGCAACCCGUUCGGGCAAUUUUGUAGUUUUUACAAACGAUGUAAAAUGAAAUUCAACACUGUAAACCUUUAUCUAACAGUAAUUAUAAAAGGUGCGUCUCUUUCGCUCCCUGUAUCGUGAAUCAGUGUAUCGUAAACACGAGCUCGGCCACUGUAGAGCAGUGGUGAGAGAACCGGGGUUUAGAGUCGAAUAUCCGUAUUGAAUCAAAUGAUUCGGAAAAUGAUUCAGUGAUUCGAAGCGCUCGAUUCACCGCGCUCUGACGUCACACGCCGAUCAAAACAGUGCAAUCGCCAAAUCAUUAAAUACGAAUUAUAUUAAUCAUUUAAACGCCUUAAUGGCGUUUAUGUAUAAUUUGUGUUCUUUUAUUCAUUUGUACAGCUAGUGUUGAUUGUUUUCGUUGAAUCAGGUGAUUUAAGUCCAUCUGACUACUGAACUAGGGAUUUAGUUUGGAUUUAUUUUGCUUUCUUUUUUAAUUACUCUCAUCUCAAACUUACUAUUUUAAAGAUGGCGUUCAUUAAAGAGGAGAGUGAAGACAUGCGGAUUGAAGACACUUUCAAAGUGAAACCAGAAGAUACUGAGGAACAAAUAGAGAUGGUGUUUAUUAAAGAGGAGAGUGAAGACACAAUGAAUGAAGAAACAUUCAGAGUAAAACAUGAAGAAACUGAGACACAAACAGGACAGGUCUUCACUUCCCUGGAGUUCAGGAGAAACCUGAUGAGAGGGCAGUACGGUACAACCCAGUGUCUACCAAAAGGGGGCCGUCCUGCUUUGGACAAUUCUCUGCGGUUAACAGCGAGGCAUUUCCCUGCUAAAGUCCCACAGACAACCGCCCAGGGCAGCAGGACAAGGCGGCACUGCAGGGUCUGCCUCUCCAGCUCUCGGAAGACAAAGGAGAGGCGUCUAACAAAGUACAUGUGUGUGCCAUGCAACACUCCAUUGUGUGUUACUCCUUGUUUCGAGGAGUACCACACGCUAAAAAAUUACUGAAAACAAAAAAACACUAAUCAAUGUCAGUUCUAAUAAUGCAUUUAAGUAAUUAUAACAAUUCUCAAUAAUUGUUUUACUGGUUUUAGGGAAGUUUGUUUACUUAAUUCCUGGUAAUAUGUGUUGAUAUUGUUUUACUAUGCAUGUAAAUAAUUUGUAAUUUCUCAAGCAUUACAGUUUUUUUAGAUUUUUUUUUUUUUUUUUGAAUAUCAGUUUUUAUAGUUUUCUGUUCCUUAUGUUAAAGUAGUCGACAUUAAAUGAACAUGGUCAGCAUUUCAUGCAUUGUGCGUUUCUCUUUCCAGUAUUAGAAACUGAAUAUAUUAUGUUUGUUAAUAAGAAAGCAAGGAACCCCACAGUGUACAUCUGACAUUGUACAGUCUUUCCCUUUAUGUGGAUGCUUUUGAGCAGCUAAUGGUGAAUAAGUAUAAAAGAAAUAUUAUGUUCAAUACAGCAAACCCCCAACUGUUCCCCGGGUGCCACAGCAAAAAUGGCUGUCCACUGCUCUGGGUGAGUGUUCACGUUUUUUUUUAAAUAGGAAAAAAUAAAAACUACACCUUCCCCAGGUGGUGGGCAUUCUCUGGACCCCCUACAAAUUUGUAAGUACUAUGGUAACAGUUUGGCAAAAUUAGAAGAUAGAGUCAGAGUCCCUUACAAGUGUAAGGAAGACUAUUUAAGAGAGAUUGAAAAAUAAUCUAUAAUUGUUUGUAGAUUUUAGUAUUCAAAAUAUUAUCAGCAGUUGCAUUAGUAGUGAGGAGCUAUAGGUUAUUCAAUGUGUCAUAAUGUUUUGUCUUUUGAGUCUAGGGUUGGGCAGGGACAACAUAAAGAAGUGAAAGUGACACAAAGAGUCUGAGCGAUUAGUCCCUUCUCUCUCCACCCCAGUACAUCACAACACCACAACAGUAGAACAAUAAAAGAACAAUAUGUAUAUUUAAAAGGAAGCAAUUAACUUCAAAAGGGGAUCAACAUAAACAAA